AUGAGUGAACAGGCACCCCGAGGCUAUAGGCCUCUUGCGCCUCGCACCAGGCUACUCGGAGGAAGCAGAGAUAGCGGAGAGGGAACAGGGAGUCCUGCUGGUGGGAGUGCACCAGAAGAAAAACGAAUGCGACGAGCAUCGACGGCGUGUACAGAGUGUCAAAAACGCCGGACCAGGUGUACCGGCCCUCCUCAUUGCACCGAAUGCUCAACCCACGCCCGCGAAUGUGUAUUCGAUGAAGCCGCCGACAGACGCCGUAAGGCCUCGGCCAAGAGAGUUCAGGAUCAGUUGGACUAUUUCCGGUCAUUCGUGGACGAUCUCAUCGGGCUUAUCCGAGAUGGUGACCGCCAGACGGUGCAGACAAUGGUCGAUACCAUACGAUCGGGAGCAACCUCUGGAGAUGUUCGAGAUCUCCUCAACAGUAUCUUGGAAGAGAAUCAAUCCAAUUCCCGAAAUUCAGGCGUGCACGCCUCAAGUUUGAACCUGAACCUGAACAUUACUCCCAACAAUCAAAUGGGCAAUUACUUCAAUCCUCCUCGCUGA
This is a messenger RNA of Penicillium hordei, 543 nucleotides long. Its product is annotated as Zn(II)2Cys6 transcription factor domain-containing protein. The transcript is spliced from 2 exons. Gene Ontology annotation, biological process: regulation of DNA-templated transcription. The record is from RefSeq and is a predicted model, not a curated record. Gene Ontology annotation, molecular function: DNA-binding transcription factor activity, RNA polymerase II-specific; zinc ion binding. Bases 1 to 543 code for a protein of 180 amino acids. Lineage: Eukaryota; Fungi; Ascomycota; Eurotiomycetes; Eurotiales; Aspergillaceae.